Molecule: messenger RNA, 4049 nt
Organism: Salmo salar (Atlantic salmon)
Lineage: Eukaryota; Metazoa; Chordata; Actinopteri; Salmoniformes; Salmonidae
Product: excitatory amino acid transporter 1
Biological process (GO): L-glutamate transmembrane transport
Cellular component (GO): plasma membrane
Molecular function (GO): neutral L-amino acid transmembrane transporter activity; glutamate:sodium symporter activity; L-glutamate transmembrane transporter activity
Source: RefSeq, a predicted model, not a curated record
AAACAUUUUGGAGAACAAAUGUCUCAAUACAAAUCAAAUUCUCAAUCAUGUCAACCUCACAAUCAUCUCUAAUGACAGCAAAUUGAUUAAGCUUUUAACUGGUAGAGCAUUUAGGAUAUUUUUAGGCAGCAAAUGAUCUCUCAUCAUUAUUGCCAUAGCCACUCUACCACCCACAAAUAUUGGGACUACGCGAGCUCCACGGAUUCAAUUGGGCAGCAGGUGGCUUUUCUUCACGCCAGAAGAAUCCUUAAAACCUCUUCCCUCCCACGCAGACCUCUGCUCGAUAUCGAGGCGUUUUUCUAUCGCGCAGGAGGGCUAGGGAAAAACUCAAGCUCAUGUAAUUUAGGGAAAUUAACUGUAGAUGUGAAUGUGUGCUACUUUGGGCUACUUCAGUUAUGUGAGUGGAAGGCAAGCAAAGGAAUUAACCAUGCCGUGUAAGGACCGUCUUGAGAGAAGUUUCACAGGAAACCUGCCUCCUGGACCAGGUGCUGGAGCUGAUUAUGAAUGAGAAGCCCGCCAACACCGCCAGCCUUUUCCUGAACGAGGACGCCGACAAGCCCUCCCUCCCUGAACGAGGCCUCUGGCGGUGGUUACAUAGGGCCAUGCAGAAGAGAGCGGCCAGUGCCAAGGACACGAUGAGCUCCAUCACUAAGGAGAGCGUCAAGGGCUUCCUGAGACGCAACCUCUUUGUCCUCCUCACCAUCGCAGCAGUGGCUCUAGGUGUCUUGCUGGGUUUUGCCCUGCGGCCCCACAACCUGACCCUCAGGGAGAUCAAGUACUUUGCCUUCCCUGGAGAGCUGCUGAUGAGGAUGCUGCAGAUGCUGGUUCUGCCUCUCAUUGUCUCCAGCCUGGUCACAGGUAUUUCCUCUCUGGACAGCAAAGCAUCUGGGAAGAUGGGAAUGUGGGCUGUGGUUUAUUACAUGGUGACCACCCUCAUCGCGGUCUUCAUUGGCAUAGUCAUUGUGAUUGUCAUCAAACCAGGGAAAGGCCAUAGGGACAGCCCAGUGGUCUCUGGCGGUACCAUAGAGCCAGUACAAGCAGCUGACGCCUUCCUGGAUCUCAUCAGGAACAUGUUCCCACCAAAUUUGGUGGAAGCCUGUUUCAAGCAGUACAAAACAGUCUACAAGAAGACCAUCUACACCAAGAACGUGACCGUUACUCUCAACCUGACUGACUCCCUAAACGCUACAGAGGCUGCCUUGGCUGCUAACAUGAGCAGAGUGCUGCAGACCAUCCAGGAGACAGUGGUGGAGACGAUCCCAGUGUCUGGUUCCUCUAAUGGGGUGAACGCCCUGGGUCUGGUGGUGUUCUCCAUGUGCUUCGGCCUGGUCAUCGGCAGCAUGAAGCAGCAGGGACAGGCUCUCAGGGACUUCUUCGACUGCCUCAACGAAGCCAUCAUGCGCCUAGUGGCCAUCAUCAUCUGGUACGCUCCUGUGGGCAUCCUGUUCCUGAUAGCAGGUAAGAUCGUGGAGAUGAAGAAUCUGGCCGAGGUGGGAGGUCAGCUGGGGAUGUACACGGUGUCUGUCAUCGUGGGACUGCUCAUCCACGGUCUCUUCGUCCUGCCCCUGCUCUACUUCCUGGUCACCAGGAAGAACCCCUACACCUUCAUCGCUGGCCUGCUGCAGGCCCUCAUCACUGCCCUGGGGACGUCCUCUAGCUCUGCCACCCUGCCCAUCACCUUCCGCUGUCUGGAGGAGAACAACCGUGUGGACAAGAGAGUGACACGCUUCAUCCUGCCCGUGGGUGCCACCAUCAACAUGGAUGGCACUGCCCUCUACGAGGCUGUGGCAGCCAUCUUUAUUGCUCAGGUUAAUGACAUGGAACUCAACUUUGGCCAAAUCCUCACCAUCAGUAUCACAGCAACAGCUGCCAGCAUUGGAGCAGCAGGCAUCCCGCAGGCUGGUCUGGUUACCAUGGUGAUUGUAUUGACAUCGGUGGGACUGCCCACAGAGGACAUAACGCUGAUCAUUGCUGUGGACUGGUUCCUGGACCGACUGAGGACCACUACCAACGUGCUGGGGGACUCUCUGGGGGCGGGCAUCGUGGAGCACCUGUCGCAUCAGGAGUUGCAGAGCCAGGAUGUUGAGGUGGGCAACUCGGUGAUCGAAGAGAACGAGAAGCCCUACCAGCUCAUCUGCCAGGAGAACGACUCAGUGAAGCACCACAACAGUGAGACCCCCAUGUAGGGGUCAGGACAGGGGAAUUUAUAGGCCCAGUCUGAAAACAAUCACUAGCCUCUACUGUACUUCUUCUUUUAGUCAACGCCACUCCAACAUUGCUCAAUCUAAUAUUUAUAUAUUUCUUAAUUCCAUUAUUUUACUUUUAGAUUAGUGUGUAUUGUUGUUAGAUACUACUGCACUGUUGGAGCUAGGAACACAAGCACUUCGCCACACCCACAAUAACAUCUGCUAAAUAUGUGUAUGUGACCAAUAUUUGAUUUGAUUUUCAGUGUUUGUAGAUAUGGAAGAACUGGGUACAGUAGAUGUAAACAAUAUGGGGAAAGAUAUUGGAUGCCUAGGUUGAGCCAUCACCAAAUUGCUAACACCUAUCUGGUUAACCUCAGAUCUGCAAACACUCUAGGGAUAGUGGUUUGGAAUUGUUUUGACACUCUUAACCAUAUCACCAACUCUUUUGGUUAUUUCAGUCCAAAUCUGAGUCCAUGGAUGCAUUGUCUACUCUAGAGGACACUGAUGAAAGAACCGGACAGGGGAAAUCACAUUUUCCAUAGAUAUCUAGCUAUCAUAUUGAUUUCAUUUAUCACAUUUUUUCAUAUCAGUAGAGAACACUUUAGACUGUUGUUAUGUACUCAGUAUCGGAUUCAUUUACAUGAUCAAGAAAAUAAUUGCCAUUCAAUGACCUUUUUAAAUAUGUGAAUAAAUGGAAAAUCCAUUCCUAUACUCACCAUCACGUAGCUGGUUUUGUUGCAUGGCUUGAAUUUGUAUUAUAUUUUGACACUUUUAGCAUCAUUGACGUAAUCAAUUUGAGUUUAUAGCAGCCUCAGUUGUACUUCUGUAGUUGGUGGUUGUUGUUUUCAUUGUGAAUCUACCUCUAAUAUAAUUCAAGUGAACAUUAUGCUUUCUCUUAAGCCAUUUGAUUUUCUGCCCCAAACAUUACCUAGAGCAAAUGUUGUAGGCCUAUCAUAUUAUCAAUGCUACCAACUUUGAUAACCAGUUUUUCAACAGUUUUGAAAACAGACAUUGACGUAUUGUCAUCAGUUUUGAUAUAAUGUACUUUGCUUGAUCUCUGUCAAUAGCAUCAAUGUGAAUGUACAGUAUAUAUUUGUACGGAUAUCUGUAAUAAUAUUUUACACUUGGGUGAUUUCUAUGUUACUUAUUGAGGUAAAUUGGGGUUGUUAGACUUUUUUAUUUUUUGAAAACAAUAUUGGUAACAAAGAUUUAUUUUCAGUGUUAACUCUAGUGUUUCUUAACUGAACAUAUGUUGGUACUAGUGCCCUGUUAUUUUAACACAAGUCACUCAAGGCUGAAGUAUGUGAAAUGUUGAUAUACAUUUGGUCCAUUUGAAGAAUAUGAGCAGGGAGAUCUAAGUAGAUUUCUUGACUAAAAUAACUAAAAUGCUCACUAGAUAUUCCAUUUCCUUGAUGCUGUAAUCUUACAUGGUCAUUUCAGUUCAUUUCAAUUCAACAUCCAGUUCUUUAUGGAUGCACGCACUACCCCCCGUUGUGGUAGUGGUUCAUUUAUGAUUAUGGCUUUUCUCUUUUAUUUGACUGUGGGAAAAAAAGUGGAAAAAUGUUAUGCCUAAAGCACUUACAUGUAUAUACAUAAUUUAAAGGCAAUUAAGUUCGAUGUUAAAGAGGCAUUCCAGAAGAUUUGAAAACAACCUAAUUAUUAUAAACCCUCUGCAGUUCUAACAUUUUUACCUGUCAUCAUUUAGUGCACGAGACACGCGCUCAUUCAUGUCAUGUAGCCUAAUUUGUGCCUCUUGUUUUACAUAUUAAAUAGUUGAUUUAUGUUUUCGUGAGAUGGUUUAAAUUUUGAUGGCUUUAGAAUUUUGAUGGAAGAAUAUGAAAGUUGCAACAAAUAAAUGUCUCA